Molecule: messenger RNA, 4527 nt
Organism: Gigantopelta aegis
Lineage: Eukaryota; Metazoa; Mollusca; Gastropoda; Neomphalida; Peltospiridae
Product: gamma-aminobutyric acid type B receptor subunit 2-like
Exons: 15
Coding region: 14-2257 (747 amino acids)
Biological process (GO): G protein-coupled receptor signaling pathway; gamma-aminobutyric acid signaling pathway
Cellular component (GO): G protein-coupled receptor heterodimeric complex; membrane
Molecular function (GO): G protein-coupled GABA receptor activity
Source: RefSeq, a predicted model, not a curated record
UCUGACCAAAGCGAUGUGUGUUCGCAAGCCACUGACUUUCCUGCUGGUUCUCCAAGUGCAGACAACUCUGUGUGGACCUGUUAAGGACCUCAACAUCCUGGCCUUGUUCCCGUAUAAGAAAUAUUCGGAUUGGGAAGAUCCCUUCCUGCCAGGAGCUCAGUUAUUUGUUGACAAUGUCAACAAACAUCCAAACAUUCUUCCGGGAUACCGACUCAAAUUGGAGUGGAAUUACACACAGUGUGAUCCUGGAGAAACGGUGAAGAUCCUAGUCAGCCGGUUUUGUGGCGAUCCCAAGAUAAUCAUGGUGCUCGGGGGCUUCUGUUCCUCUGUCUCCAAGGUAGUAGGACUGUCUGUUCAUCUGUGGAACGUGAUCCAGAUUUCCUAUGGAUCAACGUCAGUCGCUCUUUCAAACAAAGACAAAUUUCCAAAUUUUUAUCGAGUUGUGACUUCCGAUACGACCUACAAUUUCGCGCGUGUUGCGUUGAUGAAGUACUUUAAAUGGAACAAGGUCAUAACGCUUUAUGAUAGGACAGAUGACGAUUUCAGAUUGCUGAUUGACGAUUUGGAAGCCGUCAUGGAUGACGUAGGUAUUGAUGUACUUGAGAAUCUGGUUUUCGACGACGACCCCACCAAAAACGUUCAUCAGCUAAAGAAACUCGAUGCAAGAAUUAUCGUUGGUGUCUUUAAUGACGUCAAAGCAAGAGAAAUCUUCUGUACGGCCUUCAAAAUUAAGUUCUUUGGACCAAAGAUUGUGUGGAUUUUACCGAACUUCUCUAAAUGGUUAUGGUGGAACAACGUCUACAAAAGCUGUGCUCCAGACGAUAUACGGGUGGAUUUCAGCAACUACUUUGAGGUUGCCCCUAGAGUCAACUUUCUUCCUUCACGGGACGACAACGGCUAUACGCUUGAAGAUUUUUGGGUAGCGUAUAUGAAGGACAAUGAUAAUGAUAACAACCGAUACAUGAACUUGGUAUGGGUGUUUAACAUUUAUAAGGCAAUAUGGACCAUGGCCCGUGCUCUGAACGCCACCAUUGGUGACCUUCGAAACAAAGGGUAUGGACUUGAUGCUUUUUCCUACACAGACAGCUAUAAUAUUAGCAAACUAAUCAAGCAUAAUGUAGAAAAGACUAACUUCAGUUCAAUAUUCGGCCGUGUGUCAUUUCAUUCACGUGGGGAGACAAGGAACAUGCUGAACAUUCUGCAGGUUCAAGAUGGGAAAAUGGUGAACGUCGGUUGGUAUGAACGACACGGUACCGUUGAGACGUUGACAUGGAACGAGUCCGGACCGGUGGUUUGGGCGAACGGGGUGGUACCAAAGGACUCGGUGACAGAGGACUUUAUAACGGAGACGGUGUCGCCCGCGCUGUACAUCAGCAUGUGUGUGUUCGCUACACUCGGGAUUCUCCUGGCGAUCGGGUUACUCGUCCUCAACCUCAAGUUCAAGCAUCUCAAGGUCAUUAAAAGGUCGUCACCUAACAUCAAUAAUAUCAUUUUGGUGGGGUGCAUUGUGGCAUAUAGUUUUGUGUUUGUACAUGGAAUCACAAACAGAGAAUCAGUAGUCAUAUGUCAGCUAAAAAGUUAUUUGUUGGUGAUAGGCUUUUCGUUGGUUUUUGGUGCACUAUUUGCCAAGACAUGGCGUGUAUAUGCCAUCUUCCUAGCGAGUCGGAAGUUACGGAAGCGGGUGCUGAAGGAUAGAGACUUGUAUAUAAAGAUCGGUAUGUUCACUUCCCUCAAUCUCUUCAUCAUGGUCGUGUGGUCAGUGAUCGGUCCUAGUCGGCCAAAAGCAAUACUCAUGCAUAGCCGUAAUGUUGAAGAUGUAGUCAAUGAUAGAAUUCUUAUUCCUGUCAAGAUGACGUGCGAAUCUAAGUAUGACACAUACUUCCACAUCAUCCUCCUCGCCAUUCAGGCCAUGUUCCUCAUGAUCGGACUUUUCUUGGCAUUUUCCACAAGAAGGGUGAAUAUCACAGUAAUGAAUGACUCGAAACCGAUCGCGCUGUGCAUCUACAUUGUAAUCCUGCUGUCUAUAGUGGGCCUGCCGGUGUCGCUGAUCCAGAAUGAUAACAAUCCCAACGUCUCGUUCAGUGUUAUCAGCAUCCUCAUCAUUGCUGGUACAACAUCUACGCAGUGUAAUAUAUUUUUUCCAAAGAUAGAUGCAUUACACAAGUUUCUGAGAAGUGAGGAAUCUGAAAGUAAAUCAAGCCAAAAGACGACGGCAAUUUCCCAAGUUGGUAUAAGUACGGAUAGCAUUCAAAAUUGAGUUGGUUACUGGCUGUCUCAGCUUGGUGAAGUCGACUGGCCAGGUAUUACUUUUCCAACGACGAUGGAGUAGUCCUUUACACAGUUAUAUUUAAUUGGACAAAACCGUAAUACAUGAUCAGGACAUAGCCCGCGUACAUUUCGAUGGUUUUGACUCCUUUGUCAGUCAGUGGCGUAGCGUGGGCGGGACCACCGGGGCGGUUGCCCUGGGCGCAAAAUUCUGAACUGGUGGAAGGGACUCGGGGAGUGCUAAUGGUCCACUAGUUAGGGGUCGCAAUACUUGCCUUAUCCCGGGCGCUGGCAACCCAUGCUACGCUCCUGCAGUCAGAGAUAACACUAUAGCGAAAACACGGAAUUGCUGCCUACCACACGGUAGGCAAAGAUCCAAGCUUUAAUACAACAAUAAUCCUGUUUCAUGCUAAAUACCUUUACACUGAUAAUUUUCGAGUUCGCCAAUAACAGAUAUUUCACAUAUUAACCAAUAAUACACACAGUACAGGAAUAAAUCCGACAGUACUCCCUUUAAAUAAUGUUCCAGUUAAAUACGUAGGUUCUGUAAUCAAUGUAAUGGUAUUUAACGUCAGACAUAGGAUGCUAGUUGUAUUAGAGUGGGAAGCAGUUCCGUAGUUUUGCUAUAAAGUUAUCAUCUCUAGCUCUCGAACGGCUACUAGGUCAGAACCGUAUCUUGGCAUAAUACAGAGUCGAAUGGGUAUGUGGUAAAAUAAUGGUUGAUUCUAUAAAUCUCUAUCUAGUGCUUCGUCAGUAGGAGGACAGCUACUCCUGAGGAGAUCAUUUAGUAGUCACAUGACCCUCUCAAUAGUGUUGUAUUUGUCACAGAAUAUCUCCUGACAUAGAAAUUGUAUUGAACUGCAUGGAAUAAUUAAUGGUGGUGUAUUGAAAUUGUGUUGAACUGCAUGGAGUAAUUAAUGGUGGUGUAUUGAAAUUGCGUUGAACUGCAUGGAGUAAUUAAUGGUGGUGUAUUGAAAUUGUAUUGAACUGCAUGGAGUAAUUAAUGGUGGUGUGUAACUGGAGAAAUUUGUAUUAUGUGUGACAGAAGGUUGUAUUUUUAGUGUUCUAGUGAAUUUUCCAGUUGUACUGAAUGAUUGUUUUCACUCCACUUGGUUUGCUGGUGAUCCUAAAAUGCAUUAAAAAAUCAUACAAAUAUGCAAAUAUUGUAUUAAAUUUUAACAUUUGACUAAAAUAAUUUAAAUAUUUCCACAAAGGGUAUAUUUAUUUAUAUAAAGCUACUUAUUUACAGUUUAUUAAGCUAUUAAUUAUCUGGCAAGUAACACAAACCAGUCAUAUUAACUGUUACCCAAGCCGUAUUUAAUUCAACCCUGUGUGCCCGAUUACUUUUUUAAAUUAUUAUUAUUAUUAUUGUGUUCAUUUUUGUUGUUGUGUUUUUGACACUGGUAUUACCUAGCUUCAAAGGUAAGAGCUACCGUUUAAAUGUAUUCAUGUUCUUUAUUUCUGAAGUGUAUGUACAUCAGCCAAAGUACAGUCAAACGUUAUCUCUAUAUAAACAGCUUGUGAUUAGCAGCCACCUGUGUUAAGUGGACAUAUUUUUGUUCUCCCAAAUGGUCUAAUAUUGUACAAACUGACUUAUAUUAAUCAGCCAUUUCACUUUGAAGGCAACUUUUUUUUUCAUACUCGCUUUGGCGGCUGUGUAACAAAUGUUUGACUGUAUAUGAUUUUGUUUUGUCUAUACUGUUUGUCAGUGACAUGAUCCAAUAACAUGGUUGUGAAGUUAUUUAAUUAGCGAUAUUCCACGGUCACUGACUUAACAUUUAUAGCCAGUUAUACAUACAUACAAACAUGCAUUCAUACAUACGUACAUAUAUAUAUAUAUGUGUGUAUGUAUGUAUAUAUGUAUGUAUGCAUGCAUGCAUGCAUGCAUGUAUGUAUGUGUGUGUGUGUGUGUGUGUGUAUAUAUAUAUAUAUAUAUAUAUAUUGUAACGAAUGUGGCCAUACAUUCAUAACAACUCUCAUUUAACAAAUAAUAAUCCAUUGGUCAGGAUGAAUCAUGAGUGGUUGAAAGGCAAAUGAGUAACCUAACAAGAUUUAAAUAAAUAAUAAUUGUUUAUUUAUUUUUUGCACAAGUACUAUAUUUCAAUCUGGGUGCAUUCUCAAUAGUUUUUCUUAUUUAUGUCUAACUAAAUCUAAUUUCUACAUUAUCACUAAUUAAUAACACUGAACGACUUCAAACUAUACUACUGACAGUGACGGAUCCAGAAAAUCCAUUUAGGGGAUGGGGGGGGGGGGGGGGGGGUG